Messenger RNA from Thalassophryne amazonica, 2190 nucleotides. RefSeq names its product LCK proto-oncogene, Src family tyrosine kinase (gene lck). Gene Ontology annotation, molecular function: ATP binding; signaling receptor binding; non-membrane spanning protein tyrosine kinase activity. NCBI's taxonomy places the organism in Eukaryota, Metazoa, Chordata, Actinopteri, Batrachoidiformes, Batrachoididae. Gene Ontology annotation, biological process: protein phosphorylation; innate immune response; cell surface receptor protein tyrosine kinase signaling pathway. Gene Ontology annotation, cellular component: extrinsic component of cytoplasmic side of plasma membrane. The transcript is spliced from 13 exons. Bases 325 to 1839 code for a protein of 504 amino acids. The record is from RefSeq and is a predicted model, not a curated record.
CAUUGAGAUGUUGGAAGGUUCUGUUCUGACCCGUUUCACGUGGAGCCCAACGUUCCCCGUGCAGACACGCAGCUGCACAGCGAGCACCUGUGAGAAGGCUGCAGAGCAACCCUCAACCUUCCAACGACAGGAAACCAGUUGAUCUUCUCGAGAACGUGCGUCUGCACUCAGCAGCAGGCACAAAACACGUUCACACCCGAGCUGCUGCGCCGGAGAAAAUUCACAAAAAAACUCUUUAAAAACUGUCAGAUGAAGCCAAAACUUGAUGGCGGCUCCUGAACUUUGAUACUGGAUGAUUAAAGAGAAGAUAUUUCAAAAGGAAAGAUGGGAUGUAACUGCAGUUCCAGUUAUUCGGACAAUGACGAAUGGAUCGAAAACUUGGAUGAAAUCUGUGAACACUGCAACUGCCCCAUUGCGCCACAGUCAUGCAAUCCAUACACAGAUCAGCUGAUUCCGUACUCACAGCAUUCACCUCCGACCUCUCCUUUACCAGACAACCUCGUGGUGGCCAAAUACAGCUAUGAGCCAAACCAUGAGGGCGACCUCGGCUUUGAGAAGGGAGAAAACCUCCGGCUCCUCAACAAGGACGAUGCAGAAUGGUAUUUGGCUGAAUCCCUCACCACCGGCCAGAGAGGCUACAUCCCGUACAAUUUUGUUGUCACAAUGAACACCGUAGAGACUGAACCGUGGUUCUUUAAGAAUGUUUCCAGAAAUGAUGCCAUGAGGCUCCUUCUUGCCCCUGGGAAUACGCAGGGUUCCUUCCUGAUUCGAGAGAGUGAGACAACUCCAGGAUCCUACUCCUUAUCGGUGAGGGAUUUGGAUCACAAUAGUGGUGAGGGAGUCAAGCACUACAGGAUCCGGAACAUGGACAGUGGUGGAUUUUACAUCACAGCCAAGAUAUCUUUUAACUCCCUCAAAGAGCUCGUACAGCAUCACUCACGUGAUGCAGACGGUUUGUGUACGCGGUUGAUAAAGCCAUGUCAGUCUAGGGCGCCCCAGAAACCAUGGUGGCAGGACGAGUGGGAGAUUCCCCGGGAGUCCCUAAAACUGGAGCGCAGACUCGGGGCAGGACAGUUUGGAGAAGUCUGGAUGGGUGUCUACAAUAGCGACAGGAAGGUGGCGAUUAAGAAUCUGAAGAUGGGUACCAUGUCUGUGGAAGCCUUCUUAGCUGAAGCCAAUAUGAUGAAGAACUUGCAGCAUCCUCAUCUUGUCCGUCUGUUCGCUGUGGUUACCCAGGAGCCCAUCUACAUCGUCACAGAGUACAUGGAAAACGGUAGCCUCGUGGAUUACCUGAAAACCACAGAAGGAAGCAGUUUGCCCAUGAACAUUCUGAUUGACAUGGCCUCUCAGGUGGCUGACGGCAUGGCCUUCAUUGAGCAGAAGAACUACAUCCAUCGAGACCUGCGAGCCGCAAACAUCCUGGUGUCCUACAGCCUGAUCUGUAAAAUCGCCGACUUUGGACUCGCCAGACUCAUCGAGGACAACGAGUACACAGCCAGAGAGGGCGCAAAGUUCCCCAUCAAAUGGACGGCUCCGGAGGCGAUCAACUACGGCACCUUUUCCAUAAAGUCUGACGUUUGGUCGUUUGGGAUCCUGCUGACAGAGAUCGUAACAUACGGCCGCAUUCCGUAUCCAGGAAUGUCAAACCCGGAGGUCAUGCAGAACCUGGAGCAUGGCUACAGGAUGCCGAGACCUGACAACUGUCCUGAGGGUCUUUACAACAUCAUGGGUUUGUGCUGGAGGGAAAACCCAGAGGACCGUCCAACGUUUGAGUACCUGCGGAGCGUCCUGGAGGAUUUCUUCACUGCCACAGAGCGUCAGUACCAAGAUCAACCUUGAGGGACCACAGAGACAUUGAGUUUACCAAGAGGCUACACACUGAGACUUUACUUUGCUUCUGCAUGGAACUUAUCAUGUCGUGGCCUUCUGUGGAGCUUUGACCUGCGGACGGUACCGGCUGGACAGUAGUACCAGCAGAACCACACACAUGCACAAACCCGUCGCCCUGUGAAGCUGCUCUCCUGAUGUUCUUUAUUAGGAUGUAAAUAUGUGCUCACUGCAUUUUUACUCACUUUGUUCUUACAGCAAACUCACAAAAUUAUACAUGUUGCUUGUUGUGUUAAAUUCAUAAACUCCUUCAUGACAUAAAAUAAACCCUCAUGUUUCUUUAUAAAAUGGUGCAGAUGUGGA